Messenger RNA from Phragmites australis (common reed), 2110 nucleotides. Its product is annotated as ent-kaurenoic acid oxidase 1-like. Gene Ontology annotation, molecular function: oxidoreductase activity, acting on paired donors, with incorporation or reduction of molecular oxygen; heme binding; iron ion binding. Gene Ontology annotation, biological process: sterol metabolic process; brassinosteroid homeostasis; multicellular organism development. The coding region runs from base 178 to 1662 and encodes 494 amino acids. The record is from RefSeq and is a predicted model, not a curated record. The transcript has 7 exons. NCBI's taxonomy places the organism in Eukaryota, Viridiplantae, Streptophyta, Magnoliopsida, Poales, Poaceae.
CGAGCCAUUACUACUUGCUUAGAGUAGAAAAAGCGAAUGACUCGAAGAAAGCAAAAUGUACACGUAUUCCAACACAGGUUAAUUAUUGGGCAGAUCUAGUCUUGCAGCAGCACAAAUGUAGCGAGCAAUGGAGGUUAUCACUUCACUGCUGAUCAGAUAUCUAGUGCCUGGUGAUCGAUGGAGACUAUGCUUGCUGGUGAUCAGCAGCCGGCGGCGUGGGCGUGCUGGUGGCUGGGCCUCUGCCUGCUCCCACUACUCGCGCUCGCCGUAUGGCACGGCAACGACGCUUGCUACUGUACCGCCUUCGCGCUCAAGCGCUGGCGCCGCCGAGGCCACCGCGCGAGGCUCCCGCCGGGCCACAUGGGUCUGCCCUUCGUCGGCGAGAGCCCUUCCCUCAAGCGCUACUUCAGGCACGCGCGCCGCCCCGACGGCUUCGUUCACGACAAGAAGCAGAGGUACGGCGCGGGGGGCGUGUACAGAACGCACCUCUUCGGCUCCCCCGCUGUGCUCGUCUGCUCGCCGGCGGCCAACAAGCUCGUGCUGCAGUCUCCCGAAAGCUUCAGCGUCCGCUGGCCCGCGCCGGAGCUGGUGGGCGCCUCGUCUAUCCUCAGCGUCGAGGGCGCCCGGCACGCCAGGCUCCGCGCCUGCGUCAUCGCGGCAGUCAACCAGCCAAGCUCACUGCGGAGCAUCGCGCGCGCAGUCCAGCCGCGCGUCGUGACGGCGCUGCGGGCGUGGGCGCAAAAGGGCACCAUCACCGCCGCCACGGAGGCCAAGAAAGUGACGUUCGAGAACAUCUGCGAGAUGUUCGUGAGCAUGGAGCCAUCGCCGCUCACGGAGGAGAUGGAUGCGUGGUUCUCCGGAUUACUGGGUGGCCUCAGGGCGUUCCCACUCGACCUGCCAGGCACAGCAUUUCGUCGAGCUCGAAGGUGCCGGAACAAGCUGAGCGCAGUGUUCAGGGACGAGCUGCAGAGGAGGAAGAACGCGGCCGCCGCGGGUAAGCCGAGAGAUCUGAUGAGCGCGCUGAUGCAGACAGAGGACGAGCAUGGGAGGCUGCUCAGCGACGAGGAGGUGAUCGACAACAUCGUGUCGCUGGUGCUCGCGGGGUACGAGUCCACCUCCUCUGCUCUCAUGUGGGCAGCCUACCACCUCGCCAGGUCACCACAUGCCCUGGCCAAGCUCCGAGAGGAGAAUGCGGCGAUCAGCAAGCAGAAGCAUGGGGAGUUCAUCACCCCUGAUGACAUCCCCAAGAUGAAAUACACUGCCAAGGUAGUCGAAGAAACACUUCGAGUAGCCAACAUUGCCGCAAUGGUGCACCGUGUGGCACUCAGAGAUGUCGAGUACGCAGGUUAUACCAUACCUCAAGGGUGGAGGGUUAUAGUCUGGCUGAGGUCGCUGCAUACGGACCCCAACUACUACGACGAUCCACUGAGCUUCAACCCCGACAGAUGGGAAAGAUCGGCAAAGCCGGGCACGUACCAGGUGUUCGGAGGGGGACACAGGAUAUGCGCAGGGAACAUGCUGGCUAGGCUGCAGCUCAGUAUCAUGCUGCAUCAUCUAUCUGUUGGCUACAAAUGGGAGCUGAUUAAUCCUGAUGCGGAGAUUAUAUAUGUUCCACACUCAAAGCCUUCGGAUGGGGCUGUCAUGGCCAUCAGCGAACUAUGAUCAGUAGUAAGUGGAUUUUGGGGUUCGUUCCGGCAACUGAUGUGUGUAAGUUUCGGGGAUGCAAGAGGAUUAGAUGGUUCUGUUGCAUGUUUGAUCGCAGUAAACUAGUACUAGCUGCAGUUUCGUUUCGCGUAUAUCUAUCGACUGCUGUUCAGGAGGGAACACAUCAUGAUUUAUCUGCCUUUUCUUGGAUUGUAAAUUAGUAUUCUGCAUGCACGCGCAACCCUGCGGCUGGAUGUUGCCGAUGAUGGACACUGUCCCUGCCUCUGCAUCUAUAUUGUACACCUUGUCUGGAAUUUAUCGUCGGAUUAGAAAUUCAGACCACUUUGUAUCUCACAACACCUUCUCUUACUGAUUUGUAAUAACUAUGAUUCUGCUCUGUAUACACCAGUACACCUGUUAAUCGAACUAUGCUCGCAAGAGCAGCUAGAAUGAUGAUCUCUUCUGC